This is a messenger RNA of Effrenium voratum, 219 nucleotides long. NCBI's taxonomy places the organism in Eukaryota, Dinophyceae, Suessiales, Symbiodiniaceae. The record is from the annotation of a GenBank genome assembly.
AUGAUCGAUGUGCACACGGAGGAUGCGGAUCUCAGUGACCCCGAGGAUGACGAGCCCCAGGAAGAUGCCCUGGGGGUCACGUUGGCGCUGGUGCCGCGGCAGCGGGGGGUGGCCAUGGUGCUGGAAGCCGCGCAGCUGGUGGCCAAGGACCUUAUGAAGCUGGAGGAGUUCGAACGGGAGGUAGGCACCUGCGAGAUCACGGCGGCCAAGGAGAGCUGA